AUGGAGUUCAAUCAGCCCAUCAUACCGGGUAUGCUGUCCCUGGGCAUCACAACUCUCAAGUUUGUACCGCUCUCAAAGUUCGACAAACCAUUGCAGCCACAUUGUUUGCCAGCAUCAAUCACCUAUCUGGCAUUCGGCGCGUCAUUCAAACAGCCGUUACAAUCAGAUGACCUGCCCUCGAGCCUCACAACACUUGAGUUUGCAGGCAAUCGACCAGUCAAGCCUAACACAAUCUAUGCAGUUAUGCCCACGUGCUAUCCUGAUGGCUUGAGAACGAUGAUCUUUGGUGAAUACUUCACUCUGAUAAUUAAUCCUGGUGAUCUGCCCAGUAGCCUCACGACCCUGUCGUUUGAAACAUAUAUAUGGCAAUAUGAUGGAUUCAUUCCCUCUGGUGUCACCUCACUCAAGAUUGGUUCUCCGUUCUCGGGUAGCCUGAAUACUCUACCCUCAGGUCUCACAUCACUCACACUUGGUGGUAUGAGUGAUCAUCAGCUUGAACACUUGCCUGCCGGGAUAAAGUAUCUAGAUCUUGGUGGUAGCUUUCAUGGUCCAAUAUCGCCUGGCACACUUCCCACUGGUCUAACAACACUCAUCCUAGGCGAUCGAUUCAGUGAUCCACUUGUUAUUGGAACAAUCCCAUCAUCAGUGACCUCGUUAGAGUUUGGUUUGCCAUUCAGAUCACCAAUACCACAUGGCGCCCUGCCAUCUGGUCUACUCCAUUUGACCCUACCCCUUGACGAAGUACCGCUGAAGCAGUUCAAAUCAAUCUUUCCAACCUCACUACUUCCACUCCAUGAUACUUUGCUCAACUCAUUGACAUUCAAGAUGAUGUCAUUCACUUUCUCAAUCCUCUUUGAUGGUUAUGGUGAUGGUGAUCAUGGUACAUGUAUUAGAUUGGAACAAGUUUAUCAAGUAAUCAAUGUGAUUCAACAUUGGGAGAACAUGGUACACUUGUCAGAGAUUGCAACAUAUCCUGUGAACAAAAACACAAGCAUCAAGCUCAAUUGUAGACAAUUGGACGACGAUCACAUCCUAGCUCUCAAUAGUUUCAAUCGCUUCAUCAUCAUUCCAAUCAACUGUCGUCAUCAUAAAACCAGACAUGUUUAA
This is a messenger RNA of Acytostelium subglobosum LB1, 1107 nucleotides long. RefSeq lists its product as hypothetical. The record is from RefSeq and is a predicted model, not a curated record. Bases 1 to 1107 code for a protein of 368 amino acids. The transcript has a single exon. NCBI's taxonomy places the organism in Eukaryota, Evosea, Eumycetozoa, Acytosteliales, Acytosteliaceae.